UUACCUAUAUUGUAUAUAAAAACCGCAAUAAAAUAUUUAAAGCAAUUAGCUACAGCGACUGGCAUUUAUUUGUGCGCUGUCGGAAAAAACAAACAGAUAAAACGAUACAAAAACAAAGGCACCUCUAAUUACAAACUAUUGCAAAUUGCUUAUUAGAAAUACACACACGUUUCGGCUGACUACAGAAAUUAAAUAUGAAAAGAUACUAUUUCUAAAUGUAAUAUACAUACAUACAUAUAUAUUCAGACAAUCAUAGCAACAAUUUACAUGAAUUAUAUACAGUUUAACAAACGAAACGGACAAGUGCAAGCGAAUAUCAGCGAUACGAAUUCGUAACUAUCCGAUUGCAAACUCAUUGACCGCAUACCGAGUAACCGCUACUUGUGAGCACAACACAACACAUACGACACCAAUCGUAUUGUGGAGAGCAGUGUCAUCAGCAGUAGCAGUGUACGAAAACCGAAUACACGCGUGCUUUUAAGUUGUGUGAAACACACAACAAAAGUGGAGGCAGCGGCAGUCAGAGCGUCGAAUCAGUGGGAGUGCUUGUGUGUGUAAAUGACUGUUUGAAAAGCGAGUAGGAGCAAAAGUGUAGUAGGCCAAAUAGAGAGGAAGCGGAGACUUUACUGAGCAUUUAACGAGACGGUGAAACAGCAAUCAAACUUUGACUAUUUUAAUAAUGUCGCCGGAUAAUCCUACACAGAUUUUAACCACACAUGAUUUGACCAGCUUACGCACCCUACAGCGUGUGAUCAACACCAACAAUAAUAAUACAGCUGUUGACGACAACGCCAAUUAUAACAGCAACGGUCACAACAACAACAACACUACUCGCAAUCACAAUUUCAAUCUCGGCCACAAUAGCAAUAUCAUCACAAACAGCAUACAUAAUCAUCACAACAACAGUAACGGCAACGCCAGUGGCGGUAAUCUUGUCUUCUCCACCAUCCCACUCGACGGCCACGCCCUGUUCAUCCAACCUUCGCACCUGUUGCCCGCGAACGCUGCCGCUUCGCUCACCAGUAAGGGUUUGCAACAGGCUACGCAAACGCGCGGCCUGGUCACAGCAGCAACAAAUGGUUUACGCACCGUUAAUAGCAUUAACCAUAGCAACAUUAGUCCCGCCGUCAGCAACGCUACCAGCUUUAUCAGCAGCAGUAGCAACAGCAGCAGCAGCAGCAACAACAACAACAACAACAGUAAUAAUAGUUUAAAUAGUUUUCUUGCCAAAGCAACCAUACUGAGCGCAAACCUCAGUAACGGUAAAGCAGGCGGCAAAAUCUUCAGCACCGGUGGCACAACUUUCAGCAGCAACACUAAUAACAUGCCCACCACAUCCAAAUAUGUUUUAUUACAGCCCAAUGGUAAUGGACAGUUUACCACCUACGAAGGUCCAACGCCAGCGGCGGCAGCAGCCGCAGCAGCAAACGGCAAUGUGGCAGCGCCCAGCGUGGGCAACAUAGUGUUGCUUGCCACCGAACCGAUGGACUUGAAUGGUAGUGCCGCGGUGAGUGGAGAUGCCACUGCUGUUGGGCGUGUCAUUGCCACAACAACUAGCGUUACGGGUGAUAAUGAUGAAGAGCUACGAUCAUUAGCGUGGCUGAAUGACAGCAAUUUGAUUAAAGGCAUAGUGACUACGAGUUCGGCGGGUGGUGCCGCCGGCGCCAAUGUAAAGCGGGGUGGAGCAGCGAAUAGCGGCAAUAUUUGCAUAGUGAGCGCUAGCAAUGCGCAUGAGCUGAUCGAGGAGCUGCCACAUCAUGUGGGCAGCGAAGAGGUGACCACCACCACGCCCAGUGGCAAUGUCAGCACUACAAGUGCUGGCAUAAGCAAUAAUACUAAUAAUACCAACAACAACAUCACUACACCAACUGAGCUGAAAGCCAGCACACAAAUAACAGCGCUUAGCGUUGGGGAUCUGCAGCAACUCAAGCGUUUCGGGAAUAUAAUCACAACUGGUACACCGAUCACUUUGCUGCCACAGCACGACGGCACGGCUGCUGCUGCGGGUGGUAGAAAAGAUGAGCCGGCACACAUUUUCGGCAAUAUCAGCGGCAUUAGCGCCACGACUACGGUGCAUAUGGGACCGAGCGGUACCACCACCGUUGUCGAGUACAAAUCGAACGGUAAUAUACCGACACUACAGCCGAGACAACUACUUAGUGCUGCCGGUGUUGGCAAUGUCAGCAGUGGCACCACUAUAACGCCGACCAAUUUAAGCAGCAGCAACAACAAUAGUGCAAAUAAUAACAGCAAUAAUAUAAAUUCUAGCAACUAUGUGCCUUCUUCACCUUCUUCGACUCACAGCACCCAUUCAAUUGUAGCCAGCACACCCGCCUCCGCCGCUGCUUCAAAUCCUGCCGCACUAUCUGUUUCUUACUCGACGGCGCCAUCCACUCAGUUGAGCGUUGCCGGCGCCAAUAACGGUACGACAGUGCUUAGCCUGUCGAAGCAAUUGACAACGCUGCCGGGCGGUGUUGUUACGGUUACCAAUGGCAACGGCACGACUAACACAAUUUAUCAAGGACAACAACAGCAGCAGCAAAAGCAACAAACUGUCGCUAGUAACAACAACACAAGCAGCGGUAGCAGCGCCUCCAGCACCACACAUCACCCGCACAAGAAAUAUUUGCGCGAAAAGAUGAACGUACUGGAUCAUGGCGGUGGUGGUAGCAGUAGUGGUGGCGGUGGUGGUGUUAUCGCCAACACAACUGCCAACAAUGUCAACAGCACCAAUGGCGCUGUUAAUGCCGCAACUUCUAACAUAACCGUAGUUGCUUCGCCAGCUUCUUCGAGCAGUUCGUUUUCCUCGUCCGUCUCAGUGUCAUCCAAUUCAUCGUCCACGGCCGCCGUAAACGGUGGUAAUAGUCCAGUUUCUAAGUCAUUCUAUGCUGGCGCAGCCAACAACAGUCACAACACCAGCGCUGUUAACGGCAGCAGCAGCAGUAGCGGUGCCAUAAACUACUCCAGCACGGCGAAUACGCCGCCGACAGUGAUGCUGGGCAGUGUGUCAGCAGUCGCCACAAAUAGCGUGCACACGAUCACCAGCUCGCCAGUGGCAGUGGGUGUGCCGCCCACAUACGCCAUAAUGCAGUACCAAAGUGUGGCUUCCUCCCCAAGCAUGUCGUCGCCAGAACCAAAUAAUUCCAAAGAAAUGUAUCCACUUAUUGCACCUCAGUUACAGCAACAACGCAACUCGAUGCGUUCACCCACCUCCUAUUCCAGCUAUGAUAAUGACUCUUUGAAAGAUUUCGAAAUAUCCACCAAUGGCUCAAGCGGCUUGAGCCGCAACAAUACCAGUACACCACAACAUCAAAUGCACCAGUCCACGCAAUCGCAGCAACUGUCGUCUUCAGGUUCAUCGGCAUCCUCGAAGAAUAGCCAUAACGGCAGCACUGGAGGCGGUGGUGGGUUAAAUGCCAACGGUGCCGUCACACCGCAAAAGCAAAAGCAUCCGAACAAUGUGCCGUACGAUCCGUUUGUGCACACACACAACAAACCGCCCUACAGUUUUAGUUCCUUAAUAUUCAUGGCCAUUGAAGGCUCAAACGAGAAAGCUUUGCCGGUUAAAGAGAUCUAUGCUUGGAUCAUGCAGCAUUUUCCGUAUUUCAAGACGGCGCCAGCCGGUUGGAAGAACAGCGUUCGUCACAAUUUGUCCUUGAACAAGAGUUUUGUUAAAGUGGAGAAAGCGCCGAAUAUGGGCAAAGGCUCGCUUUGGCGCGUGGAACCGCAACAAAGACAAAAUCUCAUACAAGCGCUAAAUCGCUCGCCAUUCUUCCCCAACUCGGCCGUCGAUAAGUCGGCAUCGCUCAAGAGCCCUGGCGGCAAUGACUCAUUGGUUGGCUACGACACAGUCGACAGUGUGGGCAGCAGCGGUGGCGGUGCCUGCAGUCCAGCGCCUAAAUCAAACAUAAAUCCGCGUAUUGAUCCGCGACUGUAUCCUAAAUUGUCAAAAGUCAUUGGUGGGCAGGAUGUGCCCGACGAAGACACUCCGUCCGACUAUAGUACAACAAAUCAUAAUAACAAUUUGAAUAAUCACAAUAGCAGCAGCAACAACAAAUAUAACACUUAUAAUAGCCCACCAGUGCAGCAGAAUGGUGUCAGUGGCGGUAGCACUUCUAUAUUGGGUCCUUUUAGCAGCUACGAAAGUAUCGAGCGCUUGGCACGCGACUGCGGCGCUGAUAGCAUAGACGAUGUAAACGCUGCAACGGCAAUGUUGGCGUUGAAACAUGGCCCUAAGGUGUUUGCAGAGACUUUCCAGAAUGGUGCGCCCGUUAUAACAUCUUCACCAAGUGAGGAUCACACCUACUCUGCUGGUGGCGCUGCAGGCGGUGGCACUGGUGUCAACAGCGGUUCAACAACACCAGUAGCCAAUAGCAAUGUGGCACCAUUAGCCUUGAAUGGCAAUACACAGUAUGCCGUUAAUGGUGCACAGCAGCAGCAAAAUGGUUGCAAUGUCGAUAAUCAAAGCAAUUACACUUCCUCCGAUGCGGCAUACGAGAGCAGCGAAGAUAACAAUAACAUCACGCCCGAAGAGCUGGAGGAUCAACGGCGUCAACGUGAGGGCGUCGAUGCAUUGCUCUCGCUUUCACGUUCCUCCGUUGUCGAAUCGCCAACAAAACGACCGUCAUCGACCAGCGUCGAAGAAGAACACCUAACCGCCUGCCUUGAAAACAACAAAGUCAACAACAACAAUAAUAAUAGUCAUUUCACCAAUGGCAACGGUAAAAUGGCAUUACUUACCAGUGCGGUCGCCUACAGUCAACAACAGCAACAUCAUUUGUACGAGGACAGCAGCAGCUUUCAUUCGCCCAGCUAUUAUGGCACGGCACACAGUGGACCACACCAAUUGCAUCACCAUCUCGGCUUAGCCGGUGGCAGUGCACAGCGUAAAAUCAAACCCUUGCGUAGUCUGCGCACAAAAAUCAAGCGCAAAGCGCCAUGGAUGAGCAAGGCACGGUGAGCGACAGCUUUUGUGUGUAAGUGGAAAAAUGUAAAGAAAUAAGUAGUGCAGGAGUUGGGGGGGUUGUGAGGCCAAAGAAUGAGUUUAUGCUGGGCAUAUAAAGACUAUACAUAAAAUUAUGUAUGAAAUUUUAAAAAUUUACAAACAGUGCAUAUAUUUAGGCUUUGUGAAAAAACUACAAAAUAAUUUAAGUGUUAUACGUAAGCAACAAAAAGGCGAAGAUAAGAAGAGCAAUGCGUUUAACGUUCUGAUGGCCCUUAAGUUCAAUUUGAGUAGAAUUUGUUUGAUUUUCUCAAUUGAUUAAGACUAUUAUCAAUGACUGCUUUUUUACUUUAAAAUUUGCUUGGGUAACAAAAAUGAAAUUAAAGAAAUAUUUUUUUUUUCUAACUGCAUAAAUAAAGUGCAACAAUAUGAACUAAAAUUCCGAAACAUUAAAAGGGCAACACGUUUCAAAAGCCACAAAUAUUCAGUAACUAAUUUUAAGCAAAUUUUUAGUAGAUAGCCGAUUGCACCGUCCUGACUUGCAGCCUUAGGCACACACACAUACACAUACCAGUUAAUUUAUCUUCAAACUAAGCCCCAACUCUACUUCAAAUUUUUAUUUCCUAGUUACAAGCCAAGUGAAAAAUUCUAACUGAUUAAAAAAAAUGUUAAUGACCAAUGCAAAUACAUACUUUUUGGCGUUUGCCAAGUAAAGUUUUACGAAAAUGUGAAAAAACAUAAAUAUAUAUUUUUCAGACUGCGAAAUAAUUCGUUAGGCGGUAAUGCUUACAAUUAAAAUGAUUUGUGUUCGACGACGCCUGUUAAAUUCAAUUCAGCGCUUGCAACAGUAAAUUUUAUUUAAAACUCACUACUUUUACGUUAAUAAUUUCGAAUUUCAAACAACAUCUUUAGUACGCUUACAAAACUUGCAUUGAACGUAGCACCACUCGUGCUGAAUAUAAGUGAAAAUACAGAAAAAAUUUAUUACUCGCGCGCUUAAUAUCAAUUAAAAUGGCGAAAAUGUUAGUAAAAUAUUACACAGCGUGCCGAAUAACAAUUAAUACGCUUAACGUAUUAAUAAAUGUGGUACAUACAUAUGCUAAAAUCAUUGCUAAGCGCUUUAGAGUACGGGAUAAUUUAAUUUAUUAUAAAGCGCGCUGAAUAUUAGUUAACAUAACAGAACUUGCUUUCAACGUUAUACCAAGUGCGUUAGUUAAGUUGACACUACUGUUAAAUGUUUUGUUGGCAUGCUGGAAAUGCUACCAAUUUAUCAUUAGGCGCGCUGUAUUUAAAUGAAUGUUUUCAAAUAAUGUUUUGUUUUAUAAAUUAUGUGAUUUAAAAAAAGUUUAUUGUGGCAGAAAUGUCAUUAACGUCCGCUAAACUUGCUGAAAAUUGCAAACAAGUUUUCAUGUAGUGCGCUGAAUACCUUUUCUUUGCAUAAAAAAUGUAAGCAAUACAAUAAUCAUGAUUAUUACCUUUAAAGCCUUUUAAAGAGAGUUUGAAGUAAUUUUUUUUUGCACCGCGCUGAAUACCAUUUCAUUGCACCAAAGUUGUAAGCACUUACUGUUUCUAUAAUUGUGUGUAUUUCGCUUUCUGAAUUACCUUUAAAGUCUUCUAAUAUCUUUAAAUUAGUUAGUAUUUAUUUAUAAGUUACUCUGCUUCCAAUUUUAAAAUGUUAUCUAUUUUUCUGAUUUCUUAAAGAAAUUGCAAUGUUUUAUGCCAAACCAUAGUUUUAUGCAAAGUGCUACGCGAGUUGUUUUUUCGCACGCUAAAAAUAAUUAUUCUAAUAAUAUUAAAAUAAAAAAGAAUCGCAAAUUUGUUUGUUGAAAAUUUUUCAAUAAAUAAUUUUGCAUUUUAUAAAUAGCUUUUAAAAAGCUCAUACGAAACAUUUUAAGUUUCGAGUUUAAUUUUAUUGUAUUUAGUUUAAAAAGCAAAAACAAAAAGUGUAACGUUUAAUAAGAAAAAGUAGCAAAAGAAACUAGCAAAUCAAAAACACAAAAAUAUUUAAGUGCAUAUUAAAGUUUAGCAUUUAAGUUAGAAGGUAUAGAUACUAAACAAAAUAAGUAUGUUAUGAAAGGCGAGCAAAAUGCAACUUUAAAACGCAAAAUAAAUUCACUUCAAGUACCUUUUUAGCAAAAAGAAUAUAAUAUAAAAUAAUUAACUAAUUGCAAGUAUAAAAAAUAUUGAUUGCUCAGUUUGUAGCGGCUGAGUUGAGUUAAAAAAAAAAUAAUUAUAAAUUAAAUAUUUUUUAAUUGAAAGCUUUAUGCCGCCUUUUAAUUACCAAUUUAAUUGUUUACUAUUAUACUAAUUGUUUAUAGCGUAUGAAAGUGAAAAGUGCAGCAAAUCAAAAUAUCAAAACCAAAACAAAAAAUGUGAAAAAACAAUUGAAAACAAAGUAACGGAAGAAAGUGUAGCAAAAGCAGCAAACUGUUAAACAAAAGCAAAUGUUAAAAGUGAAUAUAAUUUGUUAGAGCGUUACUAAGCGAGUGCGUGCGUUUGUAAGCGUUGCAACUACAACUACAAUUUACUUAAGCCUAUAGACAAAACAGUAGUCUUAAAGAUUAUAUACAUAUAUACAUGCUUACAUAUUAAUAUAGAGAAAUAUGUUAAGUGAUCAUAAAUGAUAAGUGGUCAUCAAUGAUAAAUGGCAAUAUUAAUUGUACGUUAAUAAUAAAACUAGCAUAAUAUAUAUAAAACACAAAUACAUAUAUACAUACACACUUAUAUACACAUACAUACCAUAUAAGCAUACACACAAACACAAUCCAAUUUUAGACAACUAUACUAAACUAGUGUAUAAUGACGCCUAAACACCUAAAUGUAGGCAAUAAAAAUGUUGAGUUUUUACUGUAUACAAAACACUUACUACAAACAUACAGAUGUACAUUGUACAUGGUGUGUAAUGCUAUAUAAGACAAACUAACAAACUUAAUGAUAUCAAAUGUGUGCAAAAAGUAACAAGCUAUCACAUACAUACAUAUAUACAUACUUAUGAAUGUAUGAAAGCAAGAAUGUCAAAAGUUGUAAAUAAUUACCAAAUGAGUCUACCGUAGACAACUGUAAAUGCUAUGUAUGUGUAAAGUUGUAAAAAAGCCGGACAAUCCAAAAAGAUAAAAAAAUGUUUGAAAAAAAAAAACAGAAAAAAUUAUGAAAAACCACGAGUUCUUAUACAAAUUGAUAGCGAAAAGCAGCCGCUUAUUCCACGUGCUAUUUCAAAAUUAAUCUUAAAAAUUGAAAACCAAAAGAAAAACA
This is a messenger RNA of Bactrocera tryoni, 8194 nucleotides long. RefSeq names its product putative mediator of RNA polymerase II transcription subunit 26 (gene CHES-1-like). The transcript is spliced from 7 exons. Gene Ontology annotation, biological process: regulation of DNA-templated transcription. Bases 680 to 4960 code for a protein of 1426 amino acids. The record is from RefSeq and is a predicted model, not a curated record. Gene Ontology annotation, molecular function: cis-regulatory region sequence-specific DNA binding; DNA-binding transcription factor activity. Lineage: Eukaryota; Metazoa; Arthropoda; Insecta; Diptera; Tephritidae. Gene Ontology annotation, cellular component: nucleus.